Messenger RNA from Aspergillus sclerotioniger CBS 115572, 1061 nucleotides. Its product is annotated as FAD synthase. Lineage: Eukaryota; Fungi; Ascomycota; Eurotiomycetes; Eurotiales; Aspergillaceae. Gene Ontology annotation, molecular function: FMN adenylyltransferase activity. The record is from RefSeq and is a predicted model, not a curated record. Gene Ontology annotation, biological process: FAD biosynthetic process. Bases 143 to 1045 code for a protein of 300 amino acids. The transcript has 2 exons.
GAUUACAUCCACAUCCACAUCCACAGUACACAGUCAUCCCUCCACCUGUCUACUAACCAUCUCCACCACCCACCCACUCACCCCUCCCUCGCUCCUCAACCACCUACACCACUCCCACCACACAACCCAUACAAAGACAGCGAUGACCGACUCAAUACUCUCCUCCCCCAAUGGAGCCACCGUCGCCGCAACAAUCACGACAUCCCCCACCUCCAACCACCACCCCACCAUAACAUCGUCCGCAACCCCGAACUCGUCAGACCAAUUCCCCUCAUCCACCACAGCCUCCCUAUCCACAAUCAUCGCCGACUGCCACCACAAAGUCCACAAUUUCCUCGCGGAAUCUCACCCUCCUGACUCCCUCCUCUCUGCCGUGCAAGCCCAAACCCGCAUCUCCCUCGACGUCGUCUCCGCCGCCCUCCACCGCUACCCCCUCUCCGAACUCGCCCUCUCCUACAAUGGCGGAAAGGACUGUCUCGUCCUCCUCGUCCUCUUCCUCGCCGGUCUGCACCCCCACCCGGCCCCCGAACACGGCGACCUGACCUCCAUCCCGGCCAUCUACGCCCUGCCCCCAGACCCCUUCCUCGACGUCGAGGAAUUCGUCCAAUGGUCCUCUCGCGCAUACCAUCUCAACGUGCUGAAGUAUACGACGGACCCGCCCCGGACAACAAUCAAAUCCACCUUUGAAGACUAUCUGUUUGUCAAUCCAGGGGUGAAGGCCAUCUUUGUCGGGACGCGCCGCACCGAUCCCCACGGUACCAAGUUGACGCACUUCGAUCGCACCGAUAGUGGCUGGCCGGAUUUCGUGCGCGUGCAUCCCGUCAUUGAUUGGCAUUAUGCUGAGAUUUGGGCUUUCAUCCGUCAUCUGGGUCUGAGGUAUUGCUCCCUCUAUGAUCGGGGAUAUACCAGCCUGGGCGGGACCGCCGAUACGCACCCCAACCCUAAGCUGCGGGUGGAAAGCACUGGCCAGGAGGCGCCCGUGCAGCAGUAUAAGCCCGCUUACGAACUGACCGAGGAUCUGGAGGAGCGACUGGGCCGCAAUUGAUCCUCGCUACACAUAC